Molecule: messenger RNA, 4693 nt
Organism: Coregonus clupeaformis (lake whitefish)
Lineage: Eukaryota; Metazoa; Chordata; Actinopteri; Salmoniformes; Salmonidae
Product: rho GTPase-activating protein 11A
Exons: 12
Coding region: 724-3729 (1001 amino acids)
Biological process (GO): signal transduction
Source: RefSeq, a predicted model, not a curated record
UCCAGUCUAGUAGGUGGCGGUAAUGCAACAUAUUGGAUGUCAACCGCCGUUGAACCUCAUCGAAGAAGAAUAAAUAUUUUUGAACCCACUCUAGCCAAUCAGAGCGCAACAUGUAGAAGCCCUGCUGCUGUUUAAAAUAUCUGCGGAAAAAUAUUUCAGGGAAACGUAGUCUGCAAGCAAUGUAGCUAGCUAGCUAAGGCGAUUCAGAUUUAUAUAAAAACAAGAGAAUAGCCACAUCUUUUUCGACAUAGCUAUGUAUUCAGGUAAAUGCUAGACUAUAGAUUUAGGCAUACGGUAAUAUACAUUUGUUAUGGUUAGCUAGCUAGGAUAAUUUUUAUUUAGGUGACGUUAGAUGUUAGCGAACGUGGGCUAGCCACACGAGAAUGAUUGCGCCUAGCUGGGUCGAUUCUGCUGGGACUGGAUAAUUGGCAUUGACCUAGCGGUUGCUUUUGGUCGACCUAGCUAGUUACAGGUUAAAUGUAGAAGGGUUUGGUAUGUCAAGUUAGAUUGUUUUGAAUGAGAAGGGCCUACGCAAAGAAUUGUUGUCGAUUAAAAGGAAGGGGAAGUGCGAACGUGGGCUACGAUGGCUAAUUUAGCUGUUAUGCUGACGCGUUAGAUUGAAGAGGGAUAAUAGUAACUAAGCAUAGACCUGCAAGUUGGCUAAGUUGGCACAGUAUGUGUUGAAAGUUUAAGGCACAGUGAAAGUCAUUUGUAAAGUGAAAGAUGAAGAUAAUGGAAAGAAAUGUGAUGCGUCUGGCUGUUGUGCAACACCUUCGUACUGCUUAUGGUAUAAAGACGAAGAAUUGGAAUAAAAACAAAACACGCACCAGCUUUAAAUUGACAGCUAACCACUCGGUGAAAGUGUUUGGUGUACCGCUGGAGAGCCUUCUGCAGUACAAUGUGGAGAAUGGGAGUAUACCAUGCUUUCUCAUGGAUGCGUGCGCAAGUCUGCUGGAGCAUUUGGAUACAGAGGGCUUGUUCAGAAAGUCUGGCUCCAUUGUUCGUCUGAAAGCUCUCCAGGUGAAGUUGGAUAAGGGUGAGGAGUGCCUGUCCACUGCCCUGCCGUGUGAUGUGGCUGGCCUGGUCAAGCAGUUCUUUAGGGAGCUGCCGGAUCCUGUCAUGCCCACAGAGCUGCAUGAUGCCUUUCUCAAGGCCCAGCAGCUGCACACAAAGGAGGACAGGACCUAUGCCACCCUGCUGCUGUCCUGUGUACUGCCUGACAGGAACAUGAGCAUUCUACGUUACUUUUUUGGCUUCCUCAACAAAGUCUCUCAAAGGAGUGCUGUGAAUAAGAUGGACAGCAGUAACCUGUCUGUGAUCCUGGCUCCCAACCUCCUGCACACUGGAGAUGGGGCAGACAAGAUAAAUGCCAGCACAGAGAAACGCCUCAAGCAACAGGCAGCCGUGGUCCACUGCCUUAUAGAACACGCUUCAGACUUUGGUGUGGUACCUCAGCUAAUCAUGGAGAAGAUUCCAGCCAUGCUGGGCUGUGAGGCUGGUGUUCUGUCCCCUACUCUAGACAGACUAGAGGACUUGGACACAAACUCGGGGGCCAAGAGAAGAUGCAGGCGCAGUUUAGGGGAUAUGGUCAAUGGAGCUCUGAAUAAGUUAAAAACAAAUAGAACACCCACAAAUACGCCACAGUCAGACAGAUAUGUCUUUUCCUCUGCAACUCAUGUGAUAAUUACUCCCAUCUCCAAGAGAGAAAUUCCUUUGGAAUCUGGUCAUAGUUAUGGAUUCUCCAACAAACGGCGAUCCAUCAAAAAUGACCUUGCUUUAGAGUUACUGCCUAAUGCUCUGUUCGGUGGAAGCUCCACUCCUGGAUCAGGAUACCUGGAUCCCAGUGCCUCAGAAUCCCUCGUUUCCUCCCAGAAUGCUUUGUCCUCAGUUGGGAGGUCCAGCAGGCAAUCUGCCAGCUCUGCAAGGAGAAAGAGCAAACGACUGAGUCACCGGCAUUUUGUCAACAGAGUAGAGUCGGGGAAGGCUGGUUGCUUCUCUCCCAAGGUCACCAAGAAAGAAAACGUUCGCAAGUCCCUGCGCCUUCGCUUCAGCCUGGGCAAGAGCAGCAGAGACCCUAGAAAGGGUUCAGAGUCCAUUGGUUGGCGACUUGCCACUCAAGAGCGCACCACCAGUUUUUGCUUCACCAAAGAAGCCAAAUUUAGCCCUGCUGUUUUGCGAAACAAGAGCGCCUCAAAGGGCUCCAAGUUCUACAGUAAGUCAGAGGACAACCUGCUAACCCCCCAGUGUGACGGCAGCGCCCUCCGGACGUCCUGGAGUGGGGAGACCCCUGAUGAGGGCCACGUCUUCAGCGGAGGCUACUUCACCGACACCCCUAUUAACAUGUGUCUGAAGAACAACUACUACUCUGAGCCGGCCAUCAUGGUGGCCAAGCCCCCCAUGGUGGCCAGCUUCCCCAAGAAGCUGUGCUGUGCCUCCAGAGCUGAGAGCCUGGAGAGUGAGGGCUCGUUCAGCCAGACCCUGACCGGGCCCACCCUGCUCAAGAUCAAAAGAGCCUUCACUGAGUCCGGCAGCGACCUGCAGGGAGUCCUGAGGGACUACAGCUCCCCCUCUGAAGAGGUAAAGGCAACACAGCCUGAGCACACUCAAACAGAUUCAACUCCUUCUGAAUAUUCUACACUCAAAAGUGUGUCACCAAACAAAGAGAGUUCUGGCAUGCCAACACCUUGGAGUCAUCUGGCUGAUGACCAGAACAUCACAUUUGGUCAGAUCGAGUUUGUUCCUCUGUCUCCCUUGUAUAUAGACAGUGCCCUGUUUGAAGUGGGAGGGUGUGGCAGUCUGUCAGAGAAGGCCUGUGACUGGUCGCUGUGUGCUGGUGACAGGUCUGUGGAGGGAGAGGCAGAGACUGUGGCUGAGCAGGUGAACUGCAGCAGAGUGAUUGAUGCCCUGGACAUCCAGAGCCCUGCUCACUUCACACGCAAGCUCGCUGCUGGGGUCCAGUCCACUCCAUAUAGAGUUUCAGGGCUGGAGUACUUUCAGGAGCUCAAGACCCCUCUUCCCCCUGUGGGUGCAGUGCCUGUAAUGGUACAUGAUGAUGAUGCUGUGGCAUCUCCAGAUCCCAGUUCCCACCCCCAGAGGCAGGAACAGCAGCAGGUGGAGCAGCCUUCCCCAGGCACCCUGGAGACCCGCAGGCUAAGGGUGGUAGACCACAUCCAGCGCUUCAACAAGCUCACCCUGUAUUCACCCAAAUCGCAGGCCAAAGCAGUCAGGUCCCCCCUCAAGUUCCAGCGUACUCCCGUGCGCCAGUCUAUCCGCAGGAUCAACUCCUUGCUGGGGGACAGGAGGCCUGUACCGACUAGGAUCACCUCCUCCAGCCAGGGAACCCCAAUCCCUGUGGGGAAGGCUGUCAGCCUGGAGAGUGGCCUGUCUGCUGGGGCUCAGUGCCAGCCUCACCAGGGCGAGGCAGACAACCAGGGAGGCCCCACACUUGACAAGGUCCGCUCCACAAAUACCCGCCCUCCUCCAGUCCCACCUAAGAAGCCAGCCAGCAUUGCCCGCAAACCUAGAAAUUGCGCUCUGGGUGACGUGACCAACAAGGUACAACCGAAGGCCAAAGGUGACACACCUGUUAAGAAAGGCCCAGGAGGUAAAGGUCAGCCGUCUGUGGUGCAGCAGGUGGCUGAGAAGGAUGUGUGUCGCUACAGAGGCUCCCCCAGGAACCCCCUCAACGAGGGCAGACUGCUGUCAGCCACCAAGCCCAUAGACCUCUAGUCUAGUAGAACUCACCCUUCACUUCCCCCUUUUACUAUAAAGGUCUCCCUAUCUGGAUAUAUAUACUGUCUCACUGUAUGACUUCAAAACAUUCCCUCUAUUUCUAUGUCUUUAGUUGUUUUCAGGGGUUUAAUUUAUUUGACUUCCUAGAUGCUGUUCUCUGAGUGCUUGGGGUGACUGAUCUGUUGCAUUGCCUUAAAGUGGUUUACUCUGUUGGUAAAAGAGGAGUUUUGCACAUGCAUGUCCGUGUAAAGGAAUGAGUGUAUUUUAAAGGUGUUUGUAGUCUGUUAGACUAGUGUGAAAGCCAAAUGGAAACUGUUAAGGGCAAUUUUUUACUAUUUUAAUUUGCAUUUGAUUAAACAUGUGAACUGCCCAAGACACCUUUUGCAGGGAAUUUGAGUAAAACCUGUUGAGCAGUAUUGAUUUAAAUCACCUCUGCAUUGCUGUCUUACCAUUUCAAAACUCUUCCGAAAUGUGUAAUACAUUACCAUGUGAAUUUUUGUUAAAUAGAAACAUCCAAACAUUCUAAAAAAUUAUUGUGUCUUUUAACUAGGGAACAAUUCAUAAUACUGUCUGCACACAUGCUGCUAAGGACAUGUUGUUAUUAUAUAGGGCAGGGUCCCCCAAGUUUUCUGAGACAUAAAAGUAUGUUAAAAACCCCAGGACAUCCGCUCCUAAGUUAUUUUAAUUUUGGAAAUCUGUUCCAAAGUAUUCCCAUGCAUAAUAGAGAGAUGUGAUCAUGUAAAUAAUGAAAGCAAGGUUUGAAAUGAUUGUUUUAGUCAAAUGUUAUACCUGUUUGGGCUUCUUGCGAGCAAUUUAUUUGUUAUUAUGUUCAGGCCCCCUGACCAUCCUUCAAGAAAAAAUAGUCCCGAGGCUGAAUCUAGCUAAUCACCUCUGGUACUUACAACUUACUUCCAGAAGGGGGUGUACUAAAAUCACUUGUUGGGUUAGCUGCAAUGUACAC